GGUUAGGCCGGUCAAGCGGACCGGGCCUUGACCGGACCAUCGCAAUGAAUGAUAACUAGAUUUUGUUUUCCUUUGUUUAAAAUUGCUUUUUCCCUGCUAGAAACUGCCGAAUCGAACAAGCAAGCACCGCGAGGACGGGCUGAGUAGCUGCGACGGUAGAGAAACAAUCGGGUUGGGCCGCAUUGCGGUAUAAAUGGUCUAUUAUGCCUUAUUAAAAGGGAGGCCCAGUCUGAGGCAGCAGCAGUCCACCAGGGAGACCGCGCCUCCCAAGUCCCAACCCCCAACCCUCGUUUGGCGUUCUCCCAUCUGGUUGGAAAGAAGCCAUUGCCUCGAGCGAGCCACAGCAGAUAGAGAUCAAGAGACUUGAAGCGUGCGAUUCCUUUCACCCAGCCAGCGAUGCAAUCGGUGGUGUUCAAUCCUUGUCCUUCUUGCUGCAGGGCUCAGCAGUCCCCUGAAGCCUCCUCUUCUUCUUCUACUUCCGGCCUCUUCCGCUCCCGCCUUCUCUCUUUCAAGGAUUCGGGCUUCAGGGGAACCAGGAUUUCAAUCGGCCGAUGUGGCCUCGGGAGUUCUUGUCCUUCCCUUCUUCCGAUGGCUUCCCGAUCCCGAAGAUGGUAUGUGGUUAGAGCUAUUGCUACUCCAGAUCCAGUAGUGGAAAUGCCACUGACUGCAGAAAAUGUUGAGUCAGUUUUAGAUGAAGUGCGACCAUACCUUAUGGCAGAUGGAGGAAAUGUGGCACUACAUGAGAUUGAUGGAAAUAUUGUAAGGUUGAAACUACAAGGAGCAUGUGGAUCCUGUCCAAGUUCUGUAAUGACAAUGAAGAUGGGCAUUGAGCACCGCUUAAUGGAGAAAAUUCCAGAAAUAGUUGCAGUUGAACCCAUCGCUGAUGAGGAAACAGGGCUCGAGCUAAAUGCCGAAAAUAUUGAGAUGGUACUUGACGAGAUUAGGCCAUACCUCAGUGGAACUGGUGGUGGUGAGCUUGAGCUCGUCACCAUUGAGGAGCCAAUUGUGAAAUUGCGACUUUCAGGCCCCGCCGCUGGGGUCAUGACUGUUCGAGUGGCAGUGACGCAGAAGCUUCGAGAAAAGAUCCCUUCAAUUGCAGCAAUUCAACUCUUAUGAUACCUGAGAAAAGAUCCCUGCAAAUGCAGUACAGCUCCUAAAAUAUUUGAGAAAGAUCCCUUCCAUUGCAGCAGUUAGCUCCUAAAAUAAAUACCCGGCAGGGAAAAAAAACACUUUUUUAUAUAUCAUCUUGUGAGCUCAUGUGUUAAACAUUUUUAUAAGUAAUUAUUUUACCUAGUGCAAAAAUUUGAUCGUAAUUUAUAGUUUUACUGUUUCGUGGAAAUCUAUGUACUUGCUGUAAUUUUUUUGUAAAUAAAAUGUUAUAGGAAGAUCUGUGCACCAACUUUAAAAUAUCA
Molecule: messenger RNA, 1412 nt
Organism: Phoenix dactylifera (date palm)
Lineage: Eukaryota; Viridiplantae; Streptophyta; Magnoliopsida; Arecales; Arecaceae
Product: nifU-like protein 2, chloroplastic
Biological process (GO): iron-sulfur cluster assembly
Cellular component (GO): mitochondrion; chloroplast stroma
Molecular function (GO): iron ion binding; iron-sulfur cluster binding
Source: RefSeq, a predicted model, not a curated record